GGCGUUUGAAUUUUGGACGCUGGGCUCGCCAAAAAGUCUGUCCUUUGUCAUGUCGAAAUUGGUGGCAAAGUCAUUGCAAGGAUUUAAUGUAGUCACCGUACAAGGUCGACAUUACCGAGUGGCCGCUGCCUCGAUGGACUACCAAGGGGAUCGCGCACCUGCUAGUAAACCAGAGAAACGACAUCCCGAAAGCCAAGUGGAAGACGACACUGAACUACAUACCUGGGUUGAGCACCCAGUGUCCCGAUCGAUGCAUGGGUACAUCAUAGGCAAAGGAGGCAGUACACUGAAGCGCUUGAAACAUGAAACCGGCACUCGUAUUGAUGUUGUCAAAGGAGAGGAUUUUGUCAAGAUCAAAGGCACAGAUGAAAACAUCGAACAAGCGCGACAAGCCAUCGACGCAUUGGUAAAAGAGUCUAUUGACAAAGCACAAGCGACCCACUUCUUAGCUUUCCCGAUCCAGUCGCCAUUAGUCUCACGCAGGCUGGAAGAGUUUUACAAAAUACUAGGAUCACCCAGUUUCAAAGAAGAUGGUAUCACGCCAGAAUCCAUAGCGCCUAUACCGUCAUUGCACAUCACCCUUGGCGUCAUGAAAUUAAUGGGACAAAGUGAAAUUGAAGCGGCAGUGAGGUUUCUAAAGGAAUCGGCAGCAGAGACGAUCAACCAACUGAUUGGUGAACGAGGACUGACUGUUCGAUUAAAGAAGUUAGAUAUAAUGCAAGGCGAGCCUGCCAAAGCGCGGGUACUAUACAUUCACAUCCAAGAUGAAUCUGAGAACAAGAUAUUGAACGAGCUUUGUGCAAGUUUACGUAACCAAAUGAUGGAGGCUGGCUUGUUGGAAAAAGAAAAACGACCAUAUAAGAUGCAUAUGACCCUAAUCAAGAAAACCGGCACCAAGCCGAAACACCAUCAUGAAGAAGAGGAAGAAGCUCAGUCGGACAGCCAUGGCUGGUUUGAUGCUCGGGGUCUUUUGAAAGAGUUUCGAGGCAUGGACCUUGGCACAGUGACGUUAGACAGCGUUCAUAUUAUGAAGAUGGGACAGAACAAAUUAGGACAGUAUAAGAGUGAAGGGGCUGUGAUGUUGGACAGCGCAUUGUAAUCUUUAUUGAUGGGAACCAGCCCUCCCUCAUUGUACGUAACUGAUUGUUCAAGGGCAACAAGAAU
This is a messenger RNA of Umbelopsis ramanniana AG, 1164 nucleotides long. RefSeq lists its product as uncharacterized. Gene Ontology annotation, biological process: regulation of DNA-templated transcription; DNA alkylation repair. Gene Ontology annotation, cellular component: nucleus. Gene Ontology annotation, molecular function: RNA binding. Bases 50 to 1099 code for a protein of 349 amino acids. Lineage: Eukaryota; Fungi; Mucoromycota; Umbelopsidomycetes; Umbelopsidales; Umbelopsidaceae. The transcript has 7 exons. The record is from RefSeq and is a predicted model, not a curated record.